This is a messenger RNA of Gastrolobium bilobum, 1434 nucleotides long. RefSeq names its product protein DETOXIFICATION 16-like. NCBI's taxonomy places the organism in Eukaryota, Viridiplantae, Streptophyta, Magnoliopsida, Fabales, Fabaceae. The transcript has 8 exons. Gene Ontology annotation, biological process: xenobiotic detoxification by transmembrane export across the plasma membrane. Gene Ontology annotation, cellular component: membrane. The coding region runs from base 1 to 1434 and encodes 477 amino acids. The record is from RefSeq and is a predicted model, not a curated record. Gene Ontology annotation, molecular function: antiporter activity; xenobiotic transmembrane transporter activity.
AUGAGAAUCCGGAGACAGGAAGUGGUGGAAGAAGUGAAGAGGCAGCUAUGGUUAGCAGUGCCUCUUUGCUCAGUUGGAAUCUUACAGUUCAGUCUCCAAACUAUCUCUCUUAUGUUUGUUGGCCAUCUUGGUACAUUACCUCUUUCGGGUGCUUCCAUGGCCACUUCCUUUGCAUCAGUCACCGGCUUCACCUUAUUGAUGGGAUUGGCUAGUGCAAUGGACACAUUUUGUGGUCAAUCAUAUGGGGCAGGACAGUACCAUAUGCUUGGCAUACACAUGCAAAGAUCCAUGCUUGUUGUUUCAAUAAUUAGUGUAUUCCUUGCCAUCAUUUGGGCAAACACAGAACCAAUUCUAGCUGCUAUGCAUCAGGACAAAGUCAUAUCCAAGGAAGCUGGCUCAUAUGCCCGUUUCAUGAUCCCAAGUUUAUUUGCAUACGGUCUUCUUCAGUGCAUUCUCAAGUUCUUGCAAAACCAAAAUAUUGUCUUCCCAAUGAUGCUAACCUCUGGAAUUGCAGCUUUGCUUCACAUACUUUUGUGUUGGGUUCUUGUUUUCAAAUCUAGGCUUGGAAGCAAAGGGGCAGCCUUAUCCAAUUCUAUAUCUUACUGGGUAAAUGUGAUCUUGAUUUCUCUUUAUGUGGAGUUUUCUCCUUCUUGCAAACAAUCAUGGACAGGCUUUUCAAAGAGGCCCCUGCACAAUCUCCUUGACUUCCUUAAACUCGCUGUUCCUUCAGCUCUUAUGCUCUGCUUGAAAGUCUGGACAUUUGAACUGAUGGUUCUCAUGUCUGGUCUUCUUCCUAACCCAGAAUUAGAAACUUCAGUGCUUUCAAUAUGCCUGAAUACAUUUAGUCUAGCUUGGAUGAUCCCUUUCGGAUACAGUGCUGCUGUAAGCACACGGGUGUCCAAUGAACUGGGGGCUGGAAAUCCACGAGCAGCAAGUCUAGCAGUUCGUGUGGUGUUAUCCAUAGCCUUCAUUGAAGGCAUCAUUUUAGUUUCAAUCAUGAUUCUACUGCGGGAUGUCUGGGGUUAUGUUUAUAGUAAUGACAAGGAAGUAACUGGGUACGUGUCAGCCAUGAUGCUAGUUUUGGCCACUUCCAGCUUCCUAGAUGGGAUCCAAAGUGCACUUUCAGGUAUUCUUGCAGGAUGUGGGCGGCAGAAGAUUGGUGCCUAUGUGAAUCUUGGCUCAUUUUAUCUUGUUGGCGUUCCUUGCGCUGUUGCAUUAUCAUUUCUUGUACAUAUGAAAGCCAAGGGGUUGUGGUUGGGGAUUAUCUCUGCAUUUAUUGUGCAAGUGAUAUUUUACAUAUUCUUUAUUAUUCGAACUAAUUGGGAGGAAGAAGCAAGGAAAGCUCAAAGCAGAGUUGAGCGCUCAACCAUCUCGCCAACUACUACCCUCAGAGACAGCUUGUUACCAUAUCAAACACAGGAACAAAUUCCCUAA